Messenger RNA from Drosophila kikkawai, 2644 nucleotides. It is a transcript of the gene Cpr, whose product is annotated as Cytochrome P450 reductase. Lineage: Eukaryota; Metazoa; Arthropoda; Insecta; Diptera; Drosophilidae. The record is from RefSeq and is a predicted model, not a curated record. Gene Ontology annotation, cellular component: cytosol. Gene Ontology annotation, molecular function: NADPH-hemoprotein reductase activity; flavin adenine dinucleotide binding; FMN binding. Gene Ontology annotation, biological process: response to hormone.
AUUCGUACUUUGUUACUGCACCUCGCCCGUUUCGUGGAUUAAAUAAAGCAAUUAAGUGACUCUCCAACCAUCGAACGUGUAAAAGGAACGGAACGAUCUGGAAGAACGCAGCGGAAACGACCUGGUCAGAUCGUCACAAACAUCCCACCAUGGCUAGCGAGCAAACGAUUGAGGGAGCAGCCGGAGCAGCCGCUGCUGUUGGAGACGAACCCUUCCUGGGCCUGCUGGAUGUGGCCCUGCUAGCUGUUCUGAUCGGAGGAGCCGCCUUCUACUUCCUACGCAGUCGCAAGAAGGAGGAGGAGCCAGCGCGCAGCUAUUCCAUCCAACCUACCACAGUAUGCACCACCAGUGCGGCGGACAACUCUUUUAUUAAGAAGCUCAAGGCAUCCGGACGCAGCCUGGUCGUCUUUUAUGGCUCUCAGACCGGAACCGGUGAGGAGUUCGCUGGCCGAUUGGCCAAAGAGGGCAUUCGCUAUCGGCUCAAGGGCAUGGUCGCCGAUCCUGAGGAGUGCGACAUGGAGGAGUUGCUACAGCUGAAGGAUAUCUCAAACUCGCUAGCCGUUUUCUGCCUGGCCACCUAUGGAGAGGGCGAUCCCACGGACAACGCCAUGGAGUUUUACGAGUGGAUUACAAACGGAGAUGUCGACCUCACUGGACUUAAUUAUGCGGUCUUUGGCCUGGGCAACAAGACCUAUGAGCACUACAACAAGGUAGCCAUCUACGUGGACAAACGGCUAGAGGAGCUGGGUGCCAACCGUGUCUUUGAAUUGGGACUGGGAGACGAUGAUGCCAACAUUGAAGAUGACUUCAUUACGUGGAAGGAUCGCUUCUGGCCUGCCGUCUGCGACCACUUCGGCAUUGAGGGUGGCGGCGAGGAGGUUCUCAUCCGCCAGUACCGCCUGCUGGAGCAACCCGAUGUGCAGCCAGACCGCAUCUACACGGGCGAGAUUGCUAGACUGCAUUCCAUGCAAAAUCAGCGUCCGCCCUUCGACGCCAAGAAUCCCUUCCUGGCACCCAUCAAGGUCAACCGCGAGCUCCACAAGGGCGGUGGCCGGUCCUGUAUGCACAUCGAGCUGAGCAUUGAUGGCUCCAAGAUGCGAUAUGACGCCGGCGACCAUGUGGCAAUGUAUCCCAUUAACGACAAGGGAUUGGUGGAUAAGUUGGGACAGCUGUGCAACGCCGACCUGGACACGGUCUUUUCGCUGAUCAAUACGGAUACGGACAGCAGCAAGAAGCAUCCGUUCCCCUGUCCCACCACCUACCGUACUGCACUAACUCACUAUCUCGAGAUCACGGCUAUUCCUCGCACGCACAUCCUCAAGGAGCUGGCCGAGUACUGUACGGAUGAGAAGGAGAAGGAGUUGUUGCGCAGCAUGGCAUCUAUCAGUCCGGAAGGCAAGGAGAAAUACCAGAGCUGGAUCCAGGACGCUUGCCGCAACAUCGUCCACAUUCUGGAGGACAUCAAGUCUUGCCGUCCUCCUAUCGACCACGUCUGCGAGCUGUUGCCACGCCUCCAGCCGCGUUACUACUCCAUCUCGUCGUCGGCCAAGUUGCAUCCGACCGAUGUUCAUGUCACGGCCGUGCUUGUGGAAUACAAGACGCCCACGGGACGCACCAACAAGGGUGUGGCCACCACCUACCUGAAGAAUAAGCAGCCCCAGGGCGGCGAGGAGGAUGUUAAGGUGCCGGUCUUCAUACGGAAAUCUCAGUUCCGUCUGCCCACAAAGCCGGAGACUCCCAUCAUUAUGGUGGGUCCAGGUACGGGCCUGGCGCCUUUCCGCGGCUUCAUCCAGGAACGCCAGUUCCUGCGCGACGAGGGCAAGACCGUGGGCGAGUCGAUCCUGUACUUUGGAUGCCGCAAGCGCAGUGAAGACUACAUAUACGAGGCUGAGUUGGAGGAAUGGGUCAAGAAGGGCACUCUGAAUCUCAAGGCUGCCUUCUCCCGCGACCAGGCGAAGAAGAUUUAUGUGCAGCACUUGCUGGAGCAGGAUGCCGAUCUGAUAUGGAAGGUGAUUGGCGAGAACAAGGGCCACUUUUACAUUUGCGGAGAUGCAAAGAACAUGGCCGUGGAUGUUAGAAACAUUUUAGUGAAAAUUCUGUCCACCAAGGGCGCCAUGAGCGAGGCUGACGCCGUGCAGUAUAUCAAGAAGAUGGAGGCUCAGAAGCGGUACUCGGCCGAUGUCUGGAGCUAAUCUGACCCCAAAAGCCGGAGGGAGAGUCAUGCGUGGCAGGGGCAGCACGCGCAAAAUCAAUGGAACCAUAGGCCAACCGAUAAGCAUAAAGUUGUCUAGUUUUUUAAGCUAUGUAAGCGUAAUUUUUGGUUUGGGAACUUCCUGCUGCGGUUCAACAAACAGUGAAUGAGUAACGAGUAUGUGUAGACCUAGUUUAAAUGAUGAUGAUCCAGAUUGCCCACGGACUGUUAUUGUUCAACGAGGCAAGCAAGAAAUUAUGAUGCAAACUGAGCAAAGUUUAUACAAGUUAGGUAUUUAAGUAGUUUUGUAUGUGUGCAAAAUAUUUUAAAGUCCUUUUUUCUAGCAUUUUAUAUUGUGUACUCUUGGUGAUUUCAAUACAGAUACAAAAAACAUGUGCAAUUUUAAUAAUGACACUGAAAUUGUAUUUUCACGAAUAAAAAACAAAAAAUAUA